Drosophila melanogaster (fruit fly) is the source of this 4482-nucleotide messenger RNA. RefSeq names its product cytochrome P450 12d1 proximal (gene Cyp12d1-p). The record is from RefSeq and is marked reviewed. The transcript has 4 exons. The coding region runs from base 37 to 1602 and encodes 521 amino acids. Gene Ontology annotation, molecular function: monooxygenase activity; oxidoreductase activity, acting on paired donors, with incorporation or reduction of molecular oxygen; heme binding. Lineage: Eukaryota; Metazoa; Arthropoda; Insecta; Diptera; Drosophilidae. Gene Ontology annotation, cellular component: mitochondrial membrane; membrane.
UGUUUUUAGUUGCAGUUGAUCACCAAAAGGAAUAGAAUGAAUACAUUGAGCAGUGCGCGAUCUGUGGCGAUUUACGUGGGUCCCGUUCGAUCUUCAAGAUCAGCCUCCGUUUUGGCACAUGAACAAGCUAAAUCUAGUAUAACGGAGGAGCACAAGACCUACGAUGAGAUUCCGCGGCCCAACAAAUUCAAAUUUAUGAGGGCUUUCAUGCCCGGUGGUGAAUUCCAAAAUGCAUCGAUUACGGAAUACACCAGUGCCAUGCGAAAGCGCUAUGGAGAUAUCUAUGUAAUGCCCGGAAUGUUUGGCCGCAAGGAUUGGGUCACCACUUUCAACACAAAGGACAUUGAGAUGGUAUUCCGCAACGAGGGUAUCUGGCCACGUCGUGAUGGCCUGGAUUCCAUUGUAUAUUUCCGCGAACACGUUCGACCAGAUGUUUACGGUGAGGUUCAAGGAUUGGUGGCUUCACAAAAUGAGGCAUGGGGAAAACUACGAUCAGCCAUUAAUCCCAUCUUUAUGCAACCCAGGGGCUUGAGAAUGUAUUAUGAACCAUUGUCUAAUAUCAAUAAUGAGUUUAUAGAGCGCAUUAAGGAAAUCCGCGAUCCAAAAACUCUAGAAGUCCCCGAAGAUUUUACGGAUGAAAUAAGCCGGCUUGUUUUCGAGUCACUCGGCCUGGUGGCUUUCGAUCGGCAAAUGGGUCUGAUUAGAAAAAACCGCGAUAAUUCCGAUGCAUUGACCCUCUUCCAGACCUCGAGGGAUAUUUUCCGUCUCACAUUUAAGCUAGACAUUCAGCCCUCCAUGUGGAAGAUCAUAUCGACGCCCACCUACAGGAAAAUGAAGCGAACUCUCAAUGACAGUUUGAAUGUGGCCCAGAAAAUGCUGAAGGAAAAUCAGGAUGCACUGGAAAAGCGCCGCCAGGCUGGCGAAAAAAUAAAUAGUAACAGUAUGCUGGAGAGAUUAAUGGAGAUCGAUCCCAAGGUGGCGGUGAUUAUGAGUCUGGACAUCCUAUUCGCUGGUGUGGAUGCCACAGCCACGCUUCUGUCGGCUGUUUUACUCUGCCUCUCAAAGCAUCCGGAUAAGCAGGCCAAACUGCGGGAGGAGCUCUUGAGCAUCAUGCCCACAAAGGAUUCCCUACUCAACGAGGAGAACAUGAAGGAUAUGCCAUAUUUGAGGGCUGUGAUCAAGGAGACACUGCGAUACUAUCCCAAUGGCUUGGGAACCAUGAGAACCUGCCAAAAUGAUGUGAUACUUUCGGGUUACCGGGUGCCCAAGGGAACGACUGUCCUGCUCGGCUCAAAUGUGCUGAUGAAGGAAGCUACAUAUUAUCCACGACCAGAUGAAUUUCUGCCGGAGCGCUGGUUAAGGGAUCCGGAGACCGGAAAGAAGAUGCAGGUCAGCCCCUUCACGUUCCUUCCCUUUGGCUUUGGACCCCGCAUGUGCAUUGGCAAACGGGUGGUGGAUCUGGAAAUGGAGACCACAGUGGCCAAGUUGAUUCGCAAUUUCCAUGUGGAGUUCAAUCGGGAUGCCAGCCGUCCAUUCAAGACCAUGUUCGUCAUGGAACCGGCCAUUACGUUCCCCUUCAAAUUCACGGAUAUCGAACAAUAAUUUGCUUCUCAUUUGUGGCCUUUACUUGUGUUCCUUAUAGUUGCGAUUUUUGAUUACAGUAAAUGUUUGACUGAUGAAAUGCAGAUAAGAAUUUUGCCUCCUCCUAUUUCGCAUUGUUGUGCAAACCUCGCUGUUUUGAUAAGCAAAAUGUUUAAUACGUUUGAUAAGAUUGCGCUUUGUUGUGGCAUCCCUAUCGCUUUUUUUCGUAUCAAUUUGUUUUUUUCAACACAAUUGCGAGGUGUGCUUUUCUUAUAUUUUUAGGUAACAAAGAAGAGACUAUUGUAGGUUGUUAUUUUUCUUGUUUUUCCCCCACACUUUGUAUAUUUAGGUGGUGGGUAGCGCUCACCAAAGACACUUUCAGCUGGAGCUUGCAGCUUGGCAGGCAGGUGAGAACGGGCUGCCGAGAGGAUGUCCUUUGCCGCGCCACAAAUACUUCUAACGGCAACAGCAAAAUCAGGAGCAGCACCCAACAUCAGGAGAGUAGCAAAGCGGCAAAAGCAGCAACAACAGACAUAUUCGCCUGCGGCCUGCGGAGUUAUGCUAACUGGCACUCAAAGCAAAGCGCGGCCAAAAGCUCAGGUGGUUUGCCCUGUGCCACCUGCCACCUGCCACCUGCCCCCCUGGUCUUGUUCUUGUUUUUGCUGUUGCUGUGCCUGCCACUUGGCACUGGCAGCUUGUAACAAUAAUUUAAGCGAUUUUGCGCUUUUUGCGAGUGGGUUAAUGGCAUGCUCAGGAUCUAGGAAACGGGAAGUGGGAACUGUGAGCUGGGAGCCUGCAAGCGGGUAUCCUUUGGCGUGGCGAAAAUUCCACUUUUGUAGCAAACGCACAUAGCUUAUGAAUUCCGCAAUCCCCGAUGCGGUGCAGCAGCAAAAUGGUAGGGAUGAUGGACCGUGGGUCCUGGUCCAGUACAAAGUAAAAAUGCAGAACAUGUGUUUUUUCGGGGUGGCUGGAUAACCUGGCUUAUAGCAGCCAUGGCCAGGGAUCAGCUAUAUACAUAUACAUAUGGUCAUGUACAUCUCUUUGUGUCUGCUGUAUAUUAAAAUUCAAUUUUAAAACCGGCCACGCACAACCGGGCGUAUGCGUAAUGCGGCAUGCAAUCAUUUGCGUGCGCCUUCGCUUGGAAAUUCCUUUGCCAUAACUAAUCUCGAAGGCCAACCAAGACUAAGGCCAACCUAAGACUAAGGACCAGUCCUGACGUUUCAUAUUUCUAGCUCACCGCCCUGCCACCCAAGCUCAACCCGUUCCUUUGCCGCUCGUCUUUUAUUUUAUUUAAUCUUUUUUCUUUUUUUUUUUUUGUGAAAAAUUUCAUACUCAUCAAGUUGACAAAGAAAAAGUUUUUCAUUAUUACAUUUCGCUGUCAUUUGGGCGCAGAAAUAGCUUGGAAAAGUUCUCGGAGUCCCGCUUUUCCUUCGCCGGCUGCCGGUUGAAACUCGAGUGCAGCGCGUAAAUGAGUCACUCCCAUUUUGAGUCGCCCGCCCGCAGCAGUCGGCGCUCAUCAUCAGAUUUCCAAAAGGAUAAUGGUUUGGGUUGUGCUGGGCUGGGUUGGAUUUGGUUAGGUUGUGGGGUGGUGGGGGGCAGUGGGAAAGGCACGGGCCCAUUGCGUAGCUUGACGUAAUUUUCUUGGCCUGCCUGACGAGUCGCAUCCUUGCACAUUAAUCCAUUGGUGUGCCUGGAUCUCGGUAGUCGGAACCCCGGAACCCGGAACCCAGAGCUCGGAUCUUGGUCCUUGCUGCACGCAAAUGAGGGUAUGGUCAAAUCACUCACUGUCAGCCCGUGUCCCAAGGAAUGCGUUCAGCAUGUCCUUUAAUUUUUUCUCCCUCUAAGACCAGUUUCAUUCCCCUUUUCUGCACUUUGACAAAAAGCUGAGUCCUUAGCUUGCAUAAGCAAAAUGAAUGAACCUAUUUUUAAGUCAUAUACUUUUGAAAAGAUACAAAAUGGCCUUUGUUUAAUUGAAUAAAUUUUUUUUGAAACUUUGAAUGACAUUAUAUAUUUUUAUUUAGUUGUUUUAAGCAAUAAUAAAUUUGCACAAAUUAUUAUUUAAAUAUGUUUGAAUAGUUUAAAAACUUAAUGAUUUUUCAGUUUUUUCUUAUUAGUAGGUCUUUAAAUUUCUUUUGAGUCUCCUCAACAUCAUUCCAUUGAUUAGCAAUUCGGAUGACACUUUUCUUAUUGUGCAGGCACUAGCAUUUUCUAUAACUUGACGUUUGCCCGCCUUGUCGUUGCCCGUCCAUUUUCCAUUUCCCAUUUUCCGUUCGGCCAGCCCAUCCCCACUCCCCCUGGCUUCUUUGUCCGGCUUGUACUUGUGUUGCCUCGCUUGCCGCUUUGCUGCCUGUCAGCGCGCAGCUUAAGAUAAAAACUUUCCUUUCCACCCAAAAAAGGGGCCAAGGCGGCAACACCGGCCAGAAAAGGCUGAAAAAAAAGCAGGCAGAAUGGCCUGCGAAAGGGUUGACUCUGACAUUUAGCUUUCGCAUAUUUGCACACACCCCGCGUCCCCAUCCACCGACAGUAUAUUUUAUAGACUAAGGCGAAGACAUGACAAAUGCUCAAAUAGAAAUUCUUCAACAAGAUUCUUGGCCGAAACUUAAGUUCAUUUUUUGGUCGUGCACAUCGCAUGGGGGCUUUUGUAAGGGCCUCACCAGAAAGAAUUCAAAUUAAAAUGCGAUUGCUCUGGGGCUCACUCGAUUUUCGUGUGUUUUCUGACACGGCCUGUCGAUGGUUUUUGCAUUUGUCUGCAAGGCUGAAUUUAAUACAGGACACUCUGCGCUUUCCGAAUCACGAAUUGGCUUCAAAUUCAAUCGAUUGGUGGGGCAUUCAAAUAUUAACAAAAAUAGAAAAAAGGGUGUGCUUUUUGUAACAAUUUGAAAAUACUUUUAUUUACUUAGG